Messenger RNA from Plasmodium relictum, 2535 nucleotides. RefSeq names its product conserved Plasmodium protein, unknown function. The coding region runs from base 1 to 2535 and encodes 844 amino acids. The record is from RefSeq and is a predicted model, not a curated record. NCBI's taxonomy places the organism in Eukaryota, Apicomplexa, Aconoidasida, Haemosporida, Plasmodiidae. The transcript has a single exon.
AUGAUAAAAAAAACAGUAAAUAAAAUUGUUAACAUUAAAAAAAAAAUUACAAAAAAAUAUAUAUAUAUAUAUAUAAUUUAUCUUAUAUUUAGUAUAAUAUUGUUAAAUUACCUCGUGAUUUAUUUUGUUCUAAAUUUCUAUAAUAAAAAACAUUUAGGAAUCAAAAAAGAUUUUUCAUCAAUUGAAUUAUCAAAAAUAUUAGAAGCGAAUGAUGAAAAAGAAAAUUAUGAUACAUCAACUUACUUAAUAUGUGUUGUAUACAUUAUUUUUUCUUUAAUUUUUUAUAUUAUAGAAUUUUUUAUAAAAUAUAACGGAAAAUUUUGUGAUUAUUUAUUUAGAGAAAAAAAAAGAAAUAUUAUUGAAAAUAAUGUAAAAAUUCCAGUAUUUCAUAAAAAAACCGAAAUAUUUAUUACAAUAAAUUAUGUAUUUUUAUAUCUUUUGUUAGCUGUAUUGGGAUUAAUUAAAUGCAAUAUAGAUGAAUAUUUUUUUUAUUUUUUUUCUCUACUAAUAAUAUGUGAAAUUAAUACUCCUUUAAAAGUAUUCAUGGUUUUUAUAAAAUUUAUAAAAAAGUAUUAUAAAAAUAGUUAUUUGAAAAAAGAAAAUUAUAACUUAGAGAAAAUUAAGAAAAGAGAUCUUUAUUUUUUUUUUUGUUAUUUUAUUAUUCUAAGAUAUUUAGAAAGUUUUUCACUAAAAAAAAAGUUUAGCAUAUUCAAAGAUUUGCUAAGUAAAAAAUGUUCAGAAAAUUUAUCAAGCAAGAAGGAUUUACAUAUAAUUAAUUUACAAAAAUAUAUCAAUGAAAGAAGUUUUUAUAAGAACUUUCUUAAUAACAAAUUAUCAAAAUGUAUAAAAAAUAUAUGUAAUUUUUUAAAAAAAUGCUUCUAUAAGUUUAGCUUUACAUUUAUUUUUAUAAAGGACAAUGUUAGUAAUAUUCUAUCUUUUAAGUUUUUUCAUGUCAUACAAUAUGAAUUAACUGAAAAAAAGAAAAUUUUCAAUAAUCAAACAAAUGAAAAGAAAGCAUGUAUUAUAAAAAAUGAUAAUAUACAAACUGGAAACUAUGAAUUAAAUCAUGAAGCUAAUGAAUUAAGAAAAAAGGAAAAUGACAAAAAUGUGAAUGAAAUACAAAAAUGUACAUCCCAAAAAAAUAAAAACAGUUUAUAUAAAUAUUAUAAAAAAAGGAAUCAAAUUAAUGAGAAAAUGAUUUAUAACGAUAAUUUUAUAAAUAAAAAAGAAAAUAAGACUAUUGAUGAAUCCAAUUAUUUUUAUGAACUUAGUAAAAAGGAAUAUCUUAAGAUGAAAAGGAAUGUAAAUAAAUAUAAUAAAUAUUAUAGAUAUUUUAGAGAUCACAAACCCUAUAACAGCGAAAAUGAAUAUGACAGUACUUCAAAAAAUGAAAAUUUCAGUUUUAUUAAAAAGAAGAAAAGGGAAUUUCAUGUUGUUGAAGGAGAAAAAAAAAAAUUUUUUUUUGAUAAUUUAGAAAGUUAUGAACUUGAUAACUAUGAUACAUCAAAAAAAUAUUUAACUAAUAAACUAGAUAAAGAGUGCUUUUUUAUUAAGGAAUAUGAAAAUAAAAGAAAUAAUUGUAAAAGAGAAGAAAAUGAAAAAAAUAACUCUGUAGAAACAAAAAUAAAUAAAUCAAAUAAAAAACAAGAUAAUGCAUUUAUAUAUUUUCCAUUUUUUAAAAAAUCCAGUAAUAGUUGUUUAUCUAAUAAAUAUGGUAACUUAUAUAAUAAAAAGGAUUUAUAUAACAAAAAUAAUUACUUAGAUGAUAUUUGUAUGAAAAAGGAAAAUAAUGAAAUUCAUAAUAAAAGAAAAAAAUAUAAUAAAGUAUAUAUCAAAAGUGAUAUAAAAGGAGAUUGCCUUAAUUCAAAAAUAAACCAAUUGGAAAACUUCACAGACAUAAAAGAUAUUCAAUUCAAAAGAAGAUAUAAAGUAAAAAUUAACAAUGAAAAAUUAAUAGAAUGGAAAAAUGGAAAAGAAGAAGUACAUAUUUUCAGAAAGGGAAGGGAAAGAAAAAAAAUUAUCAAACUUUCUGAUAUACAAAAUUAUUCAACAAAGAAUUAUGUGAAUUUAAAAAAUUUUAGUAUAAAUAGAAAAAUAAAUGAUGGACAUAGAAUUAAAAAUGAUCUUAAAAAAGUAAAUAAUAAAACUUUUGUUAGGACAAAAGAAGCAAAUGAAUUUCCACACAAAAUUAUUAGCUAUAAAGAUUAUAAUCAACAAGAAAAAAAUAUCCUAAGAGCAAACAAAAAAAUGAAAAGCUUUGAAAAAAAAGUUAAGAUUUUUUUAUCUAAUUUUAAGAGAAAAAUGGAAAUAUGUAUUCUUUUAAAUAUGGUAUAUAAAAUCAUUUCAUUACUAAAUAUUUUAUUAAUUUUUUUUGUAAAGGGGAUUUUUAUGUAUAUUAAUUUAUAUUAUUUUAUAUCUAAAUAUAAAAAUUCUUUUUUUUUUCAAAAAGCACUAUUAACUUUAAUACAAUGUUCAUUUUUUUUUUUCUUUCAUUUAUAUGUAUAUGAAUACAAAAAAAUAAAAAGUAAGUAUUAA